Messenger RNA from Branchiostoma belcheri (Belcher's lancelet), 1356 nucleotides. RefSeq lists its product as uncharacterized. The transcript is spliced from 4 exons. Bases 21 to 1310 code for a protein of 429 amino acids. Lineage: Eukaryota; Metazoa; Chordata; Leptocardii; Amphioxiformes; Branchiostomatidae. The record is from RefSeq and is a predicted model, not a curated record.
AGUUUAGGACUAGAGCCGCCAUGGACGGAAUCUCGGAACUUCCCUGUCCUCACAAGCGGCGGUUGGUACGGAUCCGGCGACCGAACACGCAGGACAUGGAGGACCUGAUGGUCCAACAGACGGGGCAGGUCUACCUCACCACGCCAUACCGCCAACCGCCUGAAAACGACUUCUGCUCAAAGGUGGACUGCCUGUACUGCCACCGGCUCCGCAUGCAGAAGCUGCUGAAGCCCUCCCCCUGGCCCAGGGGAGACCACCUCACCCCCAGACACACCCACUACCACGCCCCCGUCCUGCCCAUCAUCAAACAGGGCCGCUGUCUUAUCAAGAGAAGAAGCCUGAAGACACCACGAAGUCGUCGCAAAGCCACAGUGAUCCACCUUCCUCCCCUCACGGGAGAGACCAUGACCGUCCAUCGGGCAAAGGGCGGGGGGCUGCCCUGGUGGGCCACCAAGACGCCGCUAGGGGGCAUCUCCUGGGUGAACGCCGAUGUCACCGAGCCUUCCACCGCGACCGACGGGAUCAAACUGAGCGCUGUGGCCAACGGCGAGGUCCUACACCUGGAGGAAAUACGACUGGAAGAGACAAAAGGCGACGAGGGAACGGAAAGAGGGGAUGGAAACGAAGAAGGGGAGGACAAACUUGAAGCAUUAAAGGAACAUGUUUUACCAGAUAUUUCUGACGAGUCCUCCGUCCGUUCCGUUGACACGGUGGUGUCCAAGGACACAGGGAUCGGGACUGCCACGGCUUUCUCGGAGGAGGUUACGCUGCCUUCUCUGUCUAACAUUAAAGUGUUUCGUCUUAAAGAACACGAUGACACAGAUGAGACAAGCACUACUGAUGAGACUGCUAGUUUUAAUGCCGAGGAAAGGGACGGAAUGGAAGAUGACAACCGUGGGAAUGACUCUGAAAUCACAGAUGUCGCCAAAGCAGGACAAACAGUCGUUGCAGUUGAUGAGACAAGAUUGGAUGAGGACAAAUCGUCCAAACAGCAUCCACUGCCGCCACACGAGAUGGACGGAGAACUUAUCUGUACAAAGGAAGGGUGUUCCUGUCCGUACAACAAAGACUCGCCACAGAAACAAUCCCCUGAAACUUCCUCGUUAACUGAUCUACGUUUAGCACACCAGAAUGCAGAUGACAGCACGCCAAAUGAGUCGGCAGCAUCUCGACCAAACGGUGAUGACUUUGACGGGAAAAAGAACGAACUUGACACGGAGGAGAGUGACCUUGACAGAGAGGGGUGUUCGAAUUCUGACGAGGAACGGGAGGCCGAAGACGACGUAAGUGUCAUUAUUUUCAUAACUUGAUAUGUAAGGUGUAAGGUUCGUAUUAACAUAGUAACGCGAAUAACAU